UUGACAUCUUCCAUCAGCAGUGAACUACACUAGCUAUAUACAGUACUCAUACUAAAAGGGUGUCAGACUGUCUGUAUGUAGAGUUAAAGGAACCGGAAGUGUCCUGUCAUCUUUGUACAGGGAGAACCUAGGCUGCCGCCUAUACAUCCGGACAGAUAAUCAAGAUCAGCAAUUACACAACCCCCCAUUCACUGACUCAGUCCUGCUAUGGAGCUGCAAACCUUAUAGCUUCCAAGGUGGAAUUUACCUAUGUAUUUAACCCCUUUUUGGGGUGACAUUGAUAAGGUAUACAAUUAAGCUGCAAAGAUUCCUUAAAUCACACACAGCAAAGUCUUAUGGCCACCUACAGUAUGGCGAACGAGAGAUUGCGUGUCCUGGAGGAGAUUGAGAGGGAAAUAGCAGCCAUCCUUCUAAAUGCAGGGAAUGUGAUUUUGGAGCUCUCAAAGGAAAAGCCUAAUGAACGUAUACUGGACAGACAUGCAACUCAGUUUACAGGCUCUGUACAAAAGGUGGAGUCUGAGCUCUCGGCACAGAUCCGCUACCUUACCCAGGUAGCAACAGGACAGCCGCAUGAAGGCUCCAGUUACAGCUCCCGGAAGGAUGGCACCAUGGCAUUAAAUAGAAUUGACUAUGCCAGAGUAAAGAUAACAGAACUAAGCAGGACAUGUGAGCAGAUGUUGGAGCAGCCUUGAAUGAUACACCGAAGAAGCUCUAUCACCAAGUUUUGUAAGAAUACAGAAAAACACUGGUGCAGAUUUGAACACAAAACAAAAUCGUACAAAACCACCCCUCUAAGUUGACAAAAGGCACAAAGACUGCACGGAUAACACAUCCUUAAACUUAUUGCUGUGGCAAUGUAAGAAAUAGCCAGUUUCAUUGACAAGUGGACCCCAUUUUAGAAAAAUACUUCCACACUUUCAUUCUCAUGCUGUUGAUGCUGUUCCUAAAAUGUAUUAUAUUAAUAGUCUCAUGUUAGCUGAGCAUUUGAUUGAAGAAAUAAAUACUUGCAUCUUGCUGUA
Bombina bombina (fire-bellied toad) is the source of this 1019-nucleotide messenger RNA. RefSeq names its product mediator complex subunit 11 (gene MED11). Gene Ontology annotation, molecular function: transcription coregulator activity. Gene Ontology annotation, biological process: regulation of transcription by RNA polymerase II. Bases 336 to 692 code for a protein of 118 amino acids. Gene Ontology annotation, cellular component: mediator complex. The record is from RefSeq and is a predicted model, not a curated record. The transcript is spliced from 5 exons. NCBI's taxonomy places the organism in Eukaryota, Metazoa, Chordata, Amphibia, Anura, Bombinatoridae.